Molecule: messenger RNA, 1251 nt
Organism: Fusarium venenatum
Lineage: Eukaryota; Fungi; Ascomycota; Sordariomycetes; Hypocreales; Nectriaceae
Molecular function (GO): protein binding
Source: RefSeq, a predicted model, not a curated record
AUGGCAGAAGUCGCAGCAGGCGCUCUCGCUGUAGAGCAAGUCGUCUCUACCGGCCUCCAGGUCGGCGCAGCAGCAACCGUCGCGAGACCUACACAACCACUCACAGCAGUCCUUAGCCAGUUUGCGUCAACUCCACAAGAGGAUGCCUCACUCUCUCUAGCUCGCUCCCACCACUCAGUCACAGUCAUCAACGGCAAAGCCUACAUCUUUGGAGGCAAAAAGGACGAUGGAAAACUAUGCAAUAACGAUGUUCAUGCGGUCGCUAUCCCAGGCGAGAACCAUGCUCGGGGCGAGGGUGAGUACGCGUGCUACCCAGCUGUAGGCGACGAAGGUCACAUCCCCCCUCCACGGAUCAACCAUGCAGCGUGUGCGCGUCGCGAUACCCUCAUCAUCUUUGGCGGACAGAAUGCCGAGGGCCAAGAGGCAGACGAUGAAUUCACGCUUUGGGAAUGGGAACCCAAAGCUGCCCGAUGGUCGGUGAUAGAGGCAGCUGGGAAAGCUCCCCAGUCCAGACACAGCCAUCAGAUCUUUUACGAUGCCAAAAAGGAUAACCUAAUUCUACAUGGUGGCUACGAGAACGAGCAGCGAUCGACAGGUACCUGGCUCUUCGAUUUCACAACCCGCCUAUGGCAUGUUCUACCCGAUGCGCCCGCCGCACCUCUCGCCGCGCAGUUCGUCGAAGGCACCCUGUACUCUAUCAGCGCGGAGUCGGACCUUCAUGGAUCAGUACACUACAUGAAGACUGGCUUCAUUCAGGACGAGUCAAUUGACCAGCUCCCCGAGUGGGUAACCGUUGACUUCCCCUCUAAUCCUCUUGUCCCCGGUCCUCGACCACGUGUAGGAGGCGCUUUGAUUCCUGCCACCACAGGCCACGGCCGUCGGUACCUACUCUACCUUCUGGGCAGCCGCCAGGACGCCGACGUAGCAUCCACAGACAAGUCCUUCACCGAAGAACAUCCUUUUUACUCCGACAUGUGGUCGUUGCAAAUACCCUCGGAUGAUUACAGUGCUACGCGUGUGAAGGAUGCCAUCCGAGGUGUGAUUCCUGGCGUUGAGAAUGGCGCAUUUAGCUGGCAUGAGCUUGAGAUUGCUCCGGCAGAGAUGACGCAGGAGGCUGGAAAGGUUCAUCCUGGACCAAGAGGCUUCUUCGGAGCGGAUUCAUGUUUAGAUGGGAGGGGAGUCUUGAUUUGGGGUGGUGUAAAUGCGAAGGGAGAGACAGAGGCUGAUGGUUGGCUUUUGAAAGUUUCUUAA